Molecule: messenger RNA, 1711 nt
Organism: Drosophila obscura
Lineage: Eukaryota; Metazoa; Arthropoda; Insecta; Diptera; Drosophilidae
Product: UPF0183 protein CG7083
Exons: 2
Coding region: 98-1408 (436 amino acids)
Biological process (GO): Golgi to plasma membrane protein transport
Cellular component (GO): trans-Golgi network
Source: RefSeq, a predicted model, not a curated record
GCACAAAAUACUGUGCGACGCGACCCCAGCCAGCAACAAAUUGCGUAUAUAUUCGUGGGGCAGCAGCAACAGCAGCUGAUUUCACAUAUCAAGCAGAAUGCUUGAACUUGAGAUUGUGCCCGAGAACUCGAUGAGCUGCGAUGCCUGGGAGUUUGUCCUGGGCAUGCACUUCUCGCAGGCCAUCUCCAUCAUACAGUCGCAGGUGGGGAUCAUCAAAGGUGUCCAGGUGCUAUAUUCGGACACAAAUCCACUGGGCGUGGACAUAAUCAUCAAUCUGCCACAGGAUGGUGUGCGCCUGAUCUUCGAUCCCGUUGUGCAGCGUCUGAAGACAAUAGAGGUGUUCAACAUGAAGCUGGUGAAGCUGAAAUACGGUGGCGUCUACUUCAACUCGCCCGAGGUGUUGCCCAGCAUAGAACAGAUCGAGCAUUCGUUCGGUGCCACCCAUCCGGGCGUGUACGAUGCGGCCAAGCAACUCUUUGCCCUGCACUUUAGAGGACUCAGCUUUUACUUCCCCGUAGAUAGCAAGCUGCACUCUGGAUACGGCCAUGGUCUUGGCUCCUUGGUCUUCCUGAAUGGUGCCUCGCCUGUCGUCUCCAAGAUGUCGCUCUAUGCUGGCAGCAAUGUCGCGGAGAACCGUGCUCCUGCACUGCCCCUGGGCUGCUACCAUAGACAAAUGUAUCUCGAAUCGGCCACAGUUCUGCGCUCUUCCUAUGGCCACACCAAGGGCCUCAAGCUGAAUCUCUUCACGGAGGGUUCUGGCCGUGCCCUGGAGCCACGUCGGCAGUGCUUCACGCGCGAGCUGCUCUUUGGAGACAGCUGCGAGGAUGUGGCCACCAAUCUGGGUGCACCCAAUCGCAUAUUCUUCAAGAGCGAGGACAAGAUGAAGAUACACAGCUCGAGCGUGAAUCGGCAGGCGCAGAGCAAGCGCAGCGACAUAUUCUUCAACUACUUCACGUUGGGCAUCGAUGUUCUCUUCGACGCUCGCACACAGACCUGCAAGAAGUUCAUCCUGCACACCAACUAUCCGGGCCACUUCAAUUUCAACAUGUACCAUCGCUGCGAGUUCCAGUUCCAGCUGCUGACGGACCACCAGCACAGUGAUAACCUCGAUCUGAUGACGCCCUCAAAGCAAGACUAUGUGAAUAUAACUGCCUACACCAAAUGGGACGAGAUCAGUGGGUCGUUGUCCACGUCGGAGCGGCCAGUGGUGUUGCAUCGUGCCAGCUCAACGAACACGGCGAAUCCCUUUGGCUCCACCUUCUGCUAUGGCUAUCAAGAUCUUAUAUUCGAAGUGAUGCCCAACAAUCAUAUUGCCUCUGUGACGCUCUACAAUACGGCGCCGCCCCGGCAGCCCGCCCACACCUGGCAGCAGCACAAAAUGCAGGACAUUCGCCUGACCGUGGCCUAAAGCAGGUGCCUCCCCACAGGUCAUCUCGCUGCUAUGUGGAUGCGGGCUCUAUGAUGCUUUUUGUGUGAGGGGGAUGUCGUAUCGUGUCGUGUGUUCUAAUCUAUAAGCUACCACAAUGAUCUAACCUAGGCAUAACGUAGAUACAUAGUUACAUACAUAUAUAUAUAUAUAUAUAUAUAUAUACAGAAUAUAUAUAGAAUUUCUAUUGUAGGCUAAGCAAAACCCAUCAGACGACUCAUCAUCUCUGACCACGUUCAUUCUGCGGUAUUCCAUUGUGUUAAGUCGAUUCAAUUCGGACGCAUA